Molecule: messenger RNA, 1491 nt
Organism: Tribolium castaneum (red flour beetle)
Lineage: Eukaryota; Metazoa; Arthropoda; Insecta; Coleoptera; Tenebrionidae
Exons: 6
Coding region: 107-1417 (436 amino acids)
Biological process (GO): intracellular protein localization
Cellular component (GO): endomembrane system
Source: RefSeq, a predicted model, not a curated record
GUUAGGCAACACGUAAUACACGUGUCACCUGUCAGUAAAAUGCCAGCAGUUGUGUCAAAUUAAUUUCGUACUUUUUUGUUAUUUAAAUUGUUGUGAUUUCGUAAUAAUGGUACGCAGUGCCGUCGCCGAUGACCGCCUCUUAUCAUACUUUCACACCGUUGCCAAACAAAACAAUUUUUCAGUAGGAUUAAUUCUAGGCCAGUCAGUUUCGGGUAAAGACUACGUUAUACACUUUGCCAAGACUUCGCACGAGUCCAAAGACAGUGCCCUCAAGGGCAUAAACGACGUGAACGAGGAGUGGGUGGCGGAUCAUGCCCGCCAGGCCACUCGGAUGCUCCCAGGGGGCAUGCACGUCUUGGGGCUGUUUGUGGUGGCGCCUGACGAUGUUUUAAGCCCGUUCUCGCCCAAAGUCAAGUCCAUCCUUAACCGGGUGCACAAACAUCUCGAGUUGCAAAAGUACCUCUUUGGGAAUCCCCCAAAUAGCGAAAAACUCGUCUUGCACUACUCGACGACCAGUCACCAGUUCACGAGUAAGAGCUUCGAAGUGGGGGUUGGGAGUGUGAAGCCUGCCGAUUUUAAAUUCGUGACAAGUCCCAUCAAAUGGGGCACAAUUCAGUGUAAAUAUCAGAUAGACCAGGUGUACCAUAUCGGGGAAAAUGAGAGCGACUGGCCGCUCAAAAAGCACAUGGGGAUCAUUUUGGACCGAAUGAGUCGCAAUUUGAAGUCGUCGGUUUUUUUGUUUGAUGGGGAGCUGAAAGAGGGGGAGGAGAGCAUCGAAAGUAUCGGUAAAAAGAAAAUUCCUAGGAGUAAUAAAUCGAGUGGCCACGAGGACCACUCAAAGCCCCUCCAAGUGACCAUUUUGCAACCAUAUGAUGGCAGCGAUCAAAAUUCGUUCGAAAUCAGCGAGACUGGCAACCAAAUCCGCAUUUUCGGGCACGUGUUUACGAAACUGUGGGUGUGUCCGAAAAUUUCGGUUGGGGACGCUUCGUACGCCGUCAUUCAAGACAUAAUGAGGAGUCUUUCGACUCGCUUGGAGAUGCAUUGGGAUUCGCUGACUGAAGAAGAACAUGCCGAAGACAUCAACAGUGUGCAUGAGCCCCCACGCCGCGUUUUAAUCUCGCUCCCGAAUAGCAGUAUCGCAAUUUCUGAUUAUCUCUUUCCUGGAGAGGGCCCCCAGGAUGCGAAAAUCUCGCUCGAGGAGAUGCUAGAUAUUGAGAUUCAUGACGAGGGCGAUGUUGUGGACGUGGAAGGGCAAGCUGAUUUGACCGAAUUCUAUAACGACGCGGUAGAAUCGGACAGUGAAGAAGUGGUAACGAAAAAACCCGCUGAGAGUAAAUCGCUGUAUUACAUUGCUUUGGGAGUCGCCUUACUAAUACUGAUUAUAUCUCUUGUGACACAUUUUAUCCAACAGAAAUAAAGGGUAAAAUCGGUUGUUUUAGCUGUUAUUACGUGUUGCAUUUAUUUUUUGUAUCCAAUAAAAUUUUAAUACUU